AACUUUCAGUUGUUGCAGGAAAAGAGGAGAUGCUGACUCAGCUAGUUUUGGGAUGGACUGCCUUGCUCAGUGGCCUCCAGCCGGCUGGCUCCUCUAUCACAAGCAGAUUUCCAUCUGGCAGAGACAGCAGGUGGUCAGCUCGGAAAUGUGAAGUCUUCAUGGCUCCUCCUCCUCCACCACCUCUGUUUCCUACAGUCAAACUGAAAGCAGAGCUGAUGGUUGAUAUAACAGAACACAUCACGGGACUGAAAGGGGAAAAGGGCUGCAGAGGAACAAGAGGACCCAAGGGCCAACCUGGUGUGAUGGGUCCAGAGGGAGAACCUGGAACACAAGGAUACAUGGGACAGCCAGGUCAAAAGGGGGAGAAGGGUGACAGAGGCUGGAGGGGCCUGUAUGGAGACAUAGGAACUCCUGGGAUGAUAAAGGGCAGCAAAGGGCGUAAGGGAUUCAGGGGGGAUAAAGGUAUGAAAGGACACAGAGGACCCAGUGGAGAGACGGGUGAGCGUGGCACCACUGGAGCGCCAGGAGAGAAGGGUGACCCAGGUCUGCGGGGCGAUGCAGGGCGAAGGGGUGAGCAAGGACCCAGAGGAAAACCUGGUGGCAGAGGAACCAUGGGUUUGAUGGGAUCUCGUGGACCUACAGGAAAGCUGGGUCGUCCUGGUCCUGCAGGACUGCGUGGUCGGACUGGAGAGCCUGGACUACCAGGGCAAGUGUACAUCCUACCAGGCCUGCAGGGAGACGCAGGAAACCGAGGUCCUCCAGCCAAAUGCAACUGUUCACAGGUUCAAAGCCCACAACGUUUGUUGGGCAGAGUCCCGACGAUCUUUAUUGCAGAUGGAGAGAGACAGAUGAGGAGGCUGCGGGGAGAGAACGUGAUGGUGCUGCGGACAGACAGAGAAGCUCUGUACAUCUACACCGAAUCUCAAUGGAUCAACGUACUGGAGUACCCCAGAUACUGACCCCACUCCAUUCAACACUGGCUGGAGUGCUCUUGACCAAAACCUCGAACCCCAACUGUUUAGUGGCCAGCAGCUCAGACUGUUGCUGGGAAGCUUCCAAAGUGAAUGUGUGUAAAGUAAUGAAUGCGAUCAGAUCAAACCUAUUCAUGUUAAAUAAAGGUUGUCCUAUCCUCUGU
Messenger RNA from Micropterus salmoides (largemouth bass), 1135 nucleotides. RefSeq names its product collagen alpha-1(X) chain-like. The transcript is spliced from 14 exons. The coding region runs from base 30 to 959 and encodes 309 amino acids. NCBI's taxonomy places the organism in Eukaryota, Metazoa, Chordata, Actinopteri, Centrarchiformes, Centrarchidae. The record is from RefSeq and is a predicted model, not a curated record.